Chondrus crispus (carragheen) is the source of this 153-nucleotide messenger RNA. RefSeq lists its product as hypothetical. Bases 1 to 153 code for a protein of 50 amino acids. Lineage: Eukaryota; Rhodophyta; Florideophyceae; Gigartinales; Gigartinaceae. The record is from RefSeq and is a predicted model, not a curated record. The transcript has a single exon.
AUGAAGGACGUUGCAGGGCAGGUGUCAUGCGUGGUGAUUUUAUUCAACUGGUCUGCCCCAAAGCUUGACGGGAAGGAGAUGGAUCCUCCUAAAGUACAUGUAAGGUUUCCAAAACGGCUGUCAACACCUAACGUCCCCGCAGGGAGAGGGUAA